UGACUUUUAUGUUAUGCUCAGCUAGUACCCUAGGGCUGUAUUAUUGCUUUGACUUGCCAUGGCUUAUAGACUGACUAGUGCGUGAGGCUUUUGUUUGACGGCAACCUCGGUCCUUUUGAGUCGUAUUUAUUUAUUUAUUAAUUUAUUAAUUCUUGUUCCUUCACAAUGUUAUAAAAUUGUGUCAGAGAGCCUGAGUGUGCUGUUUUCUGUUCUCGUUCUCCCGCCCUCUAUGAGACUCCGUUCAGCCCGACGGGGGGCGCCGCGGCUCCACUUUUUUUUUCUUUUCUUUUUCUUCUUUUUUUUUUUUUUUUUUGAAAGAGCGCUGUGUGAAAAGAGAAGCCGCUUUUUUUGUGGCGAAACUAAAAGCUCCCCCCAAAACCCGAAACUGACCAAUGAAUAAAAAAAACAACUUCUCCGUGAGAGGCCAGUAGAGGACCGUGUGGAAAAUUCGCGUUAGCGGUACAGCGGUAUGGAGUUCCCGCAACACCAGAAGCCGCCGGGGGACGGCAAGAUCAUUUACCCGCCCGGAGUGAAGGAGAUCACGGACAAAAUCAGCAACGAUGAAGUGGUGAAACGGUUAAAGGUGGUGGUGAAAACAUAUAUGGAUAUGGAUCAGGACUCUGAGGAGGAGAAGCAGCAGUACCUGGCUCUCGCACUACACCUGGCUUCAGAGUUCUUCUUGCGGAACCCCAAUAAAGAUGUUCGGCUCCUUGUGGCCUGCUGCCUUGCAGAUAUCUUCAGGAUCUAUGCUCCUGAAGCCCCGUACACGUCUCACGAUAAACUCAAGGAAAUAUUUUUGUUCAUCACACGUCAGCUGAAGGGUUUGGAGGACACCAAGAGUCCCCAGUUCAACAGAUAUUUCUACCUACUGGAGAAUCUGGCCUGGGUGAAGUCGUAUAACAUAUGCUUUGAGCUGGAGGACUGUAACGAGAUCUUUAUUCAGCUCUUCAAAACCCUCUUCUCCGUCAUCAAUAACAGCCAUAACCAGAAGGUGCAAAUGCACAUGCUUGACCUGAUGAGCUCCAUCAUAAUGGAGGGUGAUGGAGUAACCCAAGAGCUGCUGGACACCAUUCUCAUUAACCUCAUCCCUGCACACAAGAACCUGAAUAAACAAGCAUAUGACUUGGCCAAGAUGUUGCUAAAGAGGACCGUACAGACCAUUGAAACAUGCAUUGCCUCAUUCUUUAAUCAGGUGUUGGUGAUGGGUAAGUCCUCUGUGAGCGAUCUAUCGGAGCAUGUCUUUGACCUCAUACAAGAGCUGUUUGCCAUCGACCCACUGUUGCUUGUGUCUGUCAUGCCACAACUUGAGUUUAAGUUGAAGAGCAACGAUGGAGAAGAGCGAUUAGCUGUUGUAAAGCUGUUGGCUAAACUCUUCGGCGCGAAAGAUUCUGAACUGGCCACCCAAAACCGCCCACUCUGGCAGUGCUUUCUGGGACGGUUUAACGAUAUCCAUGUUCCUGUGAGACUGGAGUGUGUGAAGUUUGCCAGCCACUGCCUCAUGAACCAUCCAGACUUGGCGAAGGACCUUACAGAGUACUUGAAGGUAAGGUCACAUGACCCUGAAGAGGCAAUCCGGCACGAUGUCAUCGUGACUAUCAUCAACGCCGGGAAGAAGGACCUGAACCUGGUUAACGACCAGCUGCUGGGCUUUGUCCGAGAGAGAAUGUUGGACAAGAGGUGGCGUGUUCGUAAGGAGGCGAUGAUGGGUUUGGCGCAGCUAUUCAAGAAGUACUGCCUGCACCACGAGGCUGGCAAGGAAUCAGCUCAGAAAAUAAGCUGGAUCAAAGACAAACUGCUGCAUAUAUAUUACCAGAACAGCAUCGAUGAUAAGUUGCUGGUGGAAAAGAUCUUUGCGCAGUUUAUGGUUCCUCACAGUUUGGAGACCGAGGAGAAGAUGAAGUGCUUAUAUUACCUUUACGCCUGCCUGGACACCAAUGCGGUCAAAGCUCUGAAUGAGAUGUGGAAGUGUCAGAACAUGCUGAGAGGACUCGUGAGGGAGCUUCUGGACCUGCAUAAGCUGCCCACGUCUGAAGCAAACACAACAGCCAUGUUUGGAAAGCUCAUGACCAUCGCCAAGAAUCUGCCAGACCCAGGGAAAGCUCAGGACUUCAUGAAGAAGUUUAAUCAGGUUUUGGGUGAAGACGAGAAGCUGCGUCUGCAGCUGGAGCAGCUCAUCAGCCCGACCUGCUCUUGCAAACAGGCCGAGCAGUGCGUGAGAGAGAUAACACGCAAGUUAACGUACCCCAAGCAGCCGACAAACCCCUUCCUGGAGAUGGUGAAGUUUCUGCUGGAGAGAAUUGCACCAGUGCACAUCGACUCCGAGGCAAUCAGCGCCCUGGUGAAGCUUUUAAAUAAGUCGAUCGAAGGCACUGCUGAUGAUGAAGAUGAGGGAGUUACUCCUGACACGGCCAUCCGUGCCGGACUGGAACUACUCAAGGUUUUGUCUUUCACCCACCCCACGUCGUUCCACUCUGCCGAGACGUACGAGUCUCUUCUGCAGUGUCUCAAAAUGGAGGACGAUAAGGUGGCAGAGGCGGCCAUUCAAAUCUUCAGAAACACCGGCCAGAAGAUCGAGAGCGAGCUGCCGCAGAUCAGAUCGACUCUUAUUCCCAUACUUCACCAGAAAGCCAAGAGAGGGACCCCACACCAAGCCAAACAGGCGGUGCACUGCAUCCACGCAAUCUUCCACAACAAAGAAGUCCAGCUGGCUCAGAUAUUUGAGCCGUUGUCUCGUAGUCUGAACGCAGAUGUCCCGGAGCAGCUGAUCACACCUCUGGUCUCUUUGGGUCAUAUCUCCAUGCUGGCUCCGGAUCAGUUCGCCUCGCCCAUGAAGUCCAUCGUAGCCAACUUCAUCGUGAAAGAUCUGCUGAUGAAUGACCGAUCUGUGGGCAGUAAGAACGGUAGACUGUGGACGACCGACGAUGAAGUUUCCCCUGAAGUGUUGGCAAAGGUUCAAGCCAUUAAGCUGCUGGUGCGAUGGUUAUUAGGGAUGAAGAAUAACCAGUCUAAAUCGGCGAACUCCACCCUGAGACUGCUCUCUGCCAUGCUGGUCAGCGAGGGAGACCUAACGGAGCAGAAAAAGAUCUGCAAGUCGGAUAUGUCCCGGCUAAGACUGGCAGCAGGCAGCGCCAUUUUGAAACUAGCACAGGAACCCUGCUACCAUGACAUCAUCACACCAGAACAGUUCCAGCUCUGUGGACUCGUCAUUAAUGACGAGUGCUACCAAGUUCGUCAAAUAUUUGCUCAGAAGCUACACAUGGCUCUGGUGAAGUUGCUGUUGCCCCUGGAGUAUAUGGCUGUGUUUGCUCUGUGCGCUAAAGACCCGGUUAAAGAGCGCCGUGCCCACGCCAGACAGUGCCUACUGAAAAACAUCAGUGUCCGUAGGGAAUACAUCAAACAGAAUCCCAUGGCACAGGAGAAGCUCCUGUCCCUCUUGCCAGAGUACGUGGUACCGUAUAUGAUCCACUUGCUGGCACAUGACCCGGACUUCACGAAACCACAGGACUUUGAACAGCUCCGAGACAUCAAAGAGUGUUUGUGGUUCAUGUUGGAGGUGCUGAUGACUAAGAACGAGAAUAACAGUCAUUCGUUCCUAAGGAAGAUGGUGGAGAACAUCAAACAGACAAAAGAUGCUCAGGCACCCGAUGAUCCAAAGGCCAACGAGAAACUGUACAUCGUUUGUGACGUGGCACUGUUUGUCAUCACAAACAAGAGUACUUCCUGUCACCUGGACUCACCCAAAGACCCUGUGCUGCCCAUUAAGUUCUUCACGCCACCUGAUAAGGACUUCAUCAACGAUAAGGACUAUCUCUCUGCUGAGGCCAGAAACGUCCUGCUCACUGGAAAGAUUCAGCAACAGCCAAAGCAGACCGGAGUGUUGGGAGCCGUGAACAAGCCGUUAGUGGUCACGACAGUACGCAGACCGUAUGCUAAAACCACGGUUUCCAACACCGGAAGCAACGCCAGCACCAACUCCCAGCCCGUGUCUCCGGCAACUCCUAAAAACAAGGACGUGAGUUCUAACGCAUCAGAAGCAGGAGCGAGGGAGAACGAGGAGAAUCCGCUGAUUGUGAAAGAGGACGGUGGAAAGAAGGAGGAAGCAACAACACCGGCUCAGGCAAGCGGGAGAAAGCGGAACGCUCCGGCGACUGAUGGGACCGAGAACAGUGUGGCCUCAAACCCUGUUGCGGCGUCACAGCCUCCUCCUAACAAGCCUCGCCGAGGCAGACCCCCAAAAAACGCAGCCGCCGCAGCAGCCAAUAAAGAGAAAGAGGUCACGACUACACCCGGGAGCGGAGCUGGGCGGGGCAGAAAGAGGGCAGCACCCUCCCAGGAUCCCACCUCAACAGCCUCACCCGAACCAAUCAGUGGAAAGAUACCAAAACAACAGAAAGAGACCGAUUCCAAGCGGGCAGGACAACAGCGGCAGAUCGACCUGCAAAGGCACCUUUUCCCGAAAGCAGACAAGCCAGACAAAAGCGUGUUCAGCCUCAAACCCCACCAGCCUCAGCUAGCAUACGGAAGUGAAGGAGAAACGGAGAGAGGUCUGGAGUCGAGCCCAGACUGCUUUCUUUCUCUCGCUCAGUUAGUAGAGGAUCAGGGUAAAGCCACCGACUCCGAACGCCCAAGCCACAGACGAGGAGAAACGGCCCACGAAGCAGGACAGGGGCAGCUGGCAGUAAAGCGACGAUCUACAAACGCCCGGCUGUACAGCCUUACCACCCGACAGAUGCCCCGUCACACCCUCGAUCGCUCUUUUGCUUCUGACGUGAACGACACGCACACGAUUCCACACACACAUACUUGAAAACAGAAGUGUGAGUGAGUGCACACGUUCACACACGCGCACACACACACACACACACACACACACACACACACACACACAACCACACCCCAACCCUCAACUUUUAGACAAAUGAGGAUUGAGAUGUUUCCAUUCUGUUGAGCGUUACAAUACAUAGACACAACACUGUUCCCUCUUAUGAUGUUUAAUUUCUUCUUUAACACUGUCUGGAGCCAUUUUUUUAAAAAAUAAAACAAAAACAAACGAGUAUUUGGAAGCAAAAAGACAGUUUUAAUCUACUAUAUAAAUCUAUACCAUUGGCUUAUUAAAUGCCCGGAAAGAUUUGUUGUUUCCUGUGCAUUCUCUCCUGCGCUGCCGGACUUCUCCAGUCUGUCCGGCCCUGCUGUCAGAUUAACAGCUCGUUCUGUGCAACACAGACGUGUUCAGCGACGGGGAACAUGUGUAAUGGUUACUGUAAUAACACUUUCUUUUAUAUAUAUAUAUAAAUCUGCCACUGGGAAAGAAACGGACCUGGUCUGAAAUCAGCAGAUGUCCCAUUGCCUUUUGAAAUUCCAGAUCUGUAUAUGAAGUUGAAUCUAUGAAAUCCUGCUCUCUUUGUUGCAGAUGUGGCAUUUCUAUACCCGUGUAAUGUGGUUUUAGGUUCCAAGCAGUAGGGCAAGUCCGUCAUUCAUGUUUCUUCGACUGCGUUGUAUGCAAGUUCAGAACUUGUAGUUUAAAUACCUUGAUUUAAUCAAACCUGGCAGAGGAAAUAUUUGCCUUUUGUUUUGUUUUUGUUUUUUUUUUUUUAAAUCCUGUUUUGUACAAAGCAUAAAAAUGCAAGGAUUGGGCUUCUCGUAUUCCCUCCUCUCGGUUCAGAGGAGCGAGUGAGCGAUGCUGUAGAAUUUUUUAUACACAUAGUUAAUUUUGAACUGAAAUGUUCAGAUGCAGCAGCUCUAUUGUACUGCAUUAAAAAAAAACAAAAAAAAAGUGAUUUGAAAUUGUUUAUAGUUUUGUUUUGAACUGUUUUUCAUUAUUUUAGGAUGGGUCUGUUUUAUCUUUAGUUUUACUUAAAAAUCUUUGUCCGUUUUAAGAAGAAAAAAAAAAUGAAUUACACACACACACACACACCUUUUCAUUUUUCAAGCAUUUUUUUAUUCAAAGAAAUGAUAGUUUCACAAUAAAUAACCAUGCUUGUACAGAUUGCUUAAAUUUUUGACUUUUUUUCCCCCCACUUCCUAACAGAACAUGUCUUUCCUCCUCUCCCCCGUUUAGCGGUUUCUUCGUGCAAUAUUGAACAUGGUCAUUACUACAGGAAGACAGACUUCAUUUUUUUUUUGUUGUUUUUUUGUGUUUUCAUACAAAACAGAAACCAAGCCAUCAAUGGUGCACUGAGAGGAUGGCCAAUACUUAAAGAAAGGGACUUUAUGUACAAGUGAAGAGAAGGUGUGUGUGUGCGCAAGAGUGAGAAUGAUUCCACUGGUUUGUUGUUUUUCCAGCAUGAGAUUGCGUGUGGUUCCUGCGAAUUAAAGGAUUCAAAGAUGGGUUGAGAA
Molecule: messenger RNA, 6336 nt
Organism: Ictalurus punctatus (channel catfish)
Lineage: Eukaryota; Metazoa; Chordata; Actinopteri; Siluriformes; Ictaluridae
Gene: pds5a
Product: PDS5 cohesin associated factor A
Exons: 34
Coding region: 470-4807 (1445 amino acids)
Biological process (GO): DNA repair; mitotic sister chromatid cohesion
Cellular component (GO): chromatin; nucleus
Source: RefSeq, a predicted model, not a curated record